AUGGUUACUUCAAUUGACGCCAACGUAGCCGCUAAUGGCACACACAAGUAUAAACGAGUUACAGCCCAGUCCGAAAACCCCUACUCUGGCUUGAUACCCGACCAGACUUUUGCGAUUAUACCCGAAGUCACACUUGAGUCUGGCGUUGUCCUCCAGGAUGUAUCCGUGGCAUACAAGACAUACGGCACUCUGUCACCUGGGCGCGAUAAUGCCAUGGUCAUCUGUCAUGCGCUGACGGGAAGUGCUGAUGUGGGCGACUGGUGGGGUCCUUUGCUGGGAGGGCCGGGUAAAGCCUUCGACACGUCGAGGUUCUUCGUCAUAUGCAUGAACAGCUUGGGCAGUCCGUACGGCAGCGCAAGCCCCGUCACGGCACGAGAUGGAGAUGUCUCGAAUGGGCGCUAUGGGCCUGAGUUCCCGCUGACUACAGUGCGAGACGAUGUCAAUAUUUUCAAGAUGCUUCUCGACGACCUCGGCGUCAAGCAAAUCGCGGCAGUCAUUGGAGGUUCCAUGGGUGGCAUGCUUGUGCUCGAGUUUGCUUACUUUGGAAAGGAUUAUGUUCGCAACAUCAUACCCAUCGCCACCUCUGCUCGCUACAGCGCUUGGGGCAUUAGCUGGGGUGAGGCCCAACGCCAGAGCAUCUACAGUGAUCCCAAGUACGACGACGGCUACUACACAUUCGAAGAUCCUCCGUCGACCGGCCUGGGAGCUGCGCGCAUGUCUGCGCUGCUGACCUACCGUAGUCGCGACUCGUUCGAAUCACGCUUCGGUCGUAACACCCCAGAUCUAUCCAAGAAGCAGAGUAUCAACACUGUUCCACGUCCGACAACCCCCUCGAACGAGCAUUGGGCAAUCCACAACCACGGUCACAAGAACGCUGGGUCACCGCGCGCAGCGUCGAGGACAAACAGCAGUGCUGCGUUGAACACGUCCGCAUCAGCAAAGACUGCCGAUCUAGAAUUCCACGACGCGUCGAACCCUUCUACACCACCUCUGCGACGCACCGAUUCCACGGCGAGCGCAAAGUCUAAGCCUUUGGCUCAACACUACUUUUCAGCGCAGUCGUACUUGCGCUACCAGGGCGAAAAGUUCAUCAAGCGAUUUGACGCCAAUUGUUACAUCGCUAUCACCCGCAAGCUCGAUACUCACGACAUUUCCCGCUACCGUUAUCCCGAGGGCGAGGAUGAAGAAAGCCUCGACCCUGUGACGGCUCUUCACUAUGCGCUUUCGUUGAUCGAGCAGCCAACACUUGUGCUUGGUAUUCAGUCUGACGGCCUCUUCACUUAUGCCGAACAGCAAGAGCUUGCAGCGCACAUCCCCAAUGCCACUCUGAAGACUAUCGACUCGCCUGAUGGUCACGACGCUUUCCUGUUGGAAUUCGAUCAAGUCAACCGCCACCUGCUCGGCUUCCUACACGAGUUCCUUCCAGAUAUUAUGAAUCGAACUCCAAACCCUGACAUCAUCUCCAGCGACUCUGGUAUGGAAGCCACGAAAACGAGCACCUUUGGCGAGGCCGAAGUUGACGACAUCACCGCAUGGUGA
This is a messenger RNA of Ascochyta rabiei, 1539 nucleotides long. RefSeq names its product Homoserine O-acetyltransferase. The transcript has 3 exons. The record is from RefSeq and is a predicted model, not a curated record. NCBI's taxonomy places the organism in Eukaryota, Fungi, Ascomycota, Dothideomycetes, Pleosporales, Didymellaceae. The coding region runs from base 1 to 1539 and encodes 512 amino acids. Gene Ontology annotation, molecular function: homoserine O-acetyltransferase activity. Gene Ontology annotation, biological process: L-homoserine metabolic process.